Messenger RNA from Elgaria multicarinata webbii, 4069 nucleotides. It is a transcript of the gene GAB1, whose product is annotated as GRB2 associated binding protein 1. Lineage: Eukaryota; Metazoa; Chordata; Lepidosauria; Squamata; Anguidae. The transcript is spliced from 12 exons. The record is from RefSeq and is a predicted model, not a curated record. Gene Ontology annotation, molecular function: signaling adaptor activity. Gene Ontology annotation, biological process: signal transduction. Gene Ontology annotation, cellular component: cytoplasm. The coding region runs from base 179 to 2395 and encodes 738 amino acids.
CUCCUCUUUCCCUUCCCUUCCCCCAGAGUAGCCGCCGGAGGAGGCAGGCAGGCAGGCAGGCAGGCAGGCGCGGUGCUCCUGUUGUGCUCCUGGGUUGUCUCCUCGGCCCAGCCGCGCCGCAGCUGCCGAAGGAAGAAUCUCCCCCUCCUCUUCAGCAGCAGCAGCAGCAGCAGCAGCCAUGAGCGGCGGGGAGGUAGUCUGUUCGGGCUGGCUCCGAAAGUCACCGCCGGAGAAGAAGUUGAAACGCUACGCAUGGAAGAGGAGAUGGUUUGUACUCCGCAGCGGUCGACUGACAGGGGAUCCAGAUGUCCUGGAAUACUACAAAAAUGACCAUGCCAAGAAACCAAUUCGUAUCAUUGACUUGAACUUGUGUCAACAAGUGGAUGCUGGAUUGACAUUUAACAAAAAAGAAUUUGAAAACAGCUAUAUUUUUGACAUCAACACAAUAGAUAGAGUCUUCUACUUAGUCGCCGACAGUGAAGAGGAGAUGAAUAAGUGGGUUCGAUGUAUUUGUGACAUCUGUGGGUUCAAUCCUACUGAAGAUGAUACUGUGAAGCCACCGCCUGCCGAAUUACCCUCAGCUGUCAACACGUCUCUCCCAACUGUACACGCCGAACCAUCCCUACCUCCUCCGUAUCAGCUAAUUAACAUCCCACCAUUAGAGUCUGCCUCUAGUCAAGAAGAUCCACAAGACUACCUGUUACUAGUCAACUGUCAGAGCAAGAAACCUGAACCAGCAAGUUCUUACAUUAUCUCAGAAGAAGGGGAGGAGUAUUUACUGCUGGAGGAUUUUGAAAGUAAAAAGGUUCCAUUGCAGUCACAGGCUGAUGCAGCAAAAACAGCCUCUUCUGAAACAGACUGCAAUGAUAAUGUGCCUUCCCAUAAAACUUCUGUGCAAUCGCUGAACAAGCAUGCGGUGAAUGGAUUUUUUCAACAGCAAAGCUUGUAUGACUCUCCCCCACCAAGGGCUGCCUCAAUGUCAGUAGAUGGUAGCCUUUAUAAUCUGCCAAGGAGUUAUUCGCAAGAUGUUUUACCGAAGGCGUCUCCUUCUGGGAUUGAUGUAGAUGGAGAGCAACAUGUUUUCAGUGCCCCAUCUGCAACAUCUCUGGAUGCACAGAUGAGGCAUUUCUCAAUUAGUUACGACAUUCCCCCAACACCUGGAAGUACAUAUCAGAUUCCGCGAACUUUUCCAGAAGGAUCAUUGGCUCAAAAUUCGAAACUAGAGACAAUCCCAGAUGUUCCUCCACCUCGGCCACCAAAACCUCAUCAUCCUUCAGACCGCUCCCCCGUGGAGGUCUGUAGUAUCUCUCGUACUGCCUCAGACACUGAUAGUAGCUACUGCAUCCCUACGGGGGGCAUGCCCCCAUCACGCAGCAACACAAUUUCCACCAUGGAUUUGAAUAUAUUUCGUAAAGAUAUUGGUUCUCAAGACUGCUAUUUUGUUCCACGAACGUUUCCGAAUGACAGAUCAAGCUCACUGGAAGGCUUUCAUAACCACUUCAAAAACAAAAGCCUAUUGACUGUGGGAAGUGUUUCAAGUGAAGAAUUGGAUGAAAAUUAUGUCCCCAUGAACCCAAACUCUCCCCCACGGCAACAUUCUAGCAGUUUUACUGAACCUAUCCAAGAAAUGAACUAUGUUCCUAUGACUCCUAGUACCUUUGACUUUUCACUGUUUGGAAUGCAAGUGCCUCCACCAGCACACAUGGGCUUUAGGUCUAGUCCAAAGACUCCUCCCAGAAGGCCAGUCCCUGUUGCAGAAUGUGAACCACCGCCUGUAGAUAGGAACCUUAAGCCAGACAGGAAAGGUCAGAGCCCUAAAAUUUUAAGACCUAAGCCACAUGGUUUAGAGCGAACAGAUUCACAAACCAUAGGUGACUUUACUACAAGAAGAAAGGUAAAACCAGCACCACUAGAAAUAAAACCUUUACCCGAAUGGGAAGAACUGCCAGCUCCAGUUAGAUCUCCCAUCACCAGAAGUUUUACACGAGAUUCCUCCAGGUUUCCUUUGUCUCCCCGACCAGAUUCAGUUCAUAGCACAACUUCAAGCAGUGAUUCUCAUGACAGUGAAGAGAAUUAUGUACCCAUGAAUCCAAAUCAGUCCAGUGAUGAUCCAGGUUUGUUUGGCAGCAGCAGUCUUGAUGGAGGAAGCAGCCCGAUGGUAAAACCUAAAGGUGAUAAACAAGUGGAGUAUUUGGAUCUGGAUUUAGAUUCUGGGAAAACUACCCCACCUCGCAAGAAAAAGAGCAGUGGUUCAGGUAGCAGUGUGGCUGAUGAACGAGUUGAUUAUGUUGUGGUUGACCAACAAAAAACACUAGCACUGAAGAGUACAAGGGAAGCUUGGACUGAUGGGAGGCAAUCUACAGAAUCUGAAACACCAACAAAAAGUGUAAAAUGAAAAAAAGAAUCCACUCCUCAUCUUGUUCAAAUGUUUAUAAAAAGAGCUGCAGUUAUGCCAUUAAUUGGCUGAAGAGUACUGGACAAUUCUUCAAUGAUUCCUCCCCUCCACCUCCUUCAAAUAUAUACAAAUCAAAAUGAUGUCAACAUGAGAUAACAGUAAUCUGUGGGUGAUUCAUACCAUGUAAGAUAAUUUGUAAAAUAAUAUUGCUUAGGUUCCAGAAAACAUUUUGGCCUGAAGUUGAUACAUCUUUAGUAUUACAAUGUUUUAUGCACUUUUUUCCUGUUAAAAUGUUGGUUCAGCUUUCCUCAGCUAAUGUAGUUUUUUAACACCUUCCUCUCCCCUUGACCCCCAACACUACUAUAUAACAUUCUAGGAAGUAAGCUACUUGUAUGAUAUUAAAAUUAAGAUCUGAAGUGCAUUUUACUAGCUCAAAAAUGAAUUAGCAAGGAAUAGUUUCACAACAUUAAUCUACUUGAAAUGUCAAGAGAUGAUUUGUUAGAUACUUAUGUUUUAUAUUUAAUACAUGCAAAAGAAUAUUUGGAAGUCUUCAGGUUACUUUCAUAACAUAAAUGGCUGUGAGUUAGUAAUAAUAGACAUUAUUGGUUUUAGGAUCUACCCUUCUGUCUUAUGCAAUAGCACACUAAUAGAGGAGGCUCCUAUUGUAUUUUCAUUGAUAAUUGUGUUUCUUGUUCAGUAAGUGAAGAUUCUGCAGGGAGGGAUCUUUGCACUGAAGAAUGAAACACCAUGUAAUCCUGCAUACCACUGUUGGCAUGCAGUAAUGAGUGAUCUUACACUUUACUUGCAAACUGUAACUUUUACAUUAUUUACAGAAGGUAGAAUCUUUAACAUCAGGUACGUACCCUAGCACUGUGGUGCUGACACACUUAUCAGGUUUAAACAAUGAGUUUUUAGUUUUCUACUGCUACCAAACUUUAGUAUUGGUUUUUAGUAUGAAAAUUAAUAAGACAGUUUGACAGUCACUGUUUGUAGUACUAGAAGAUACUGUGAUUUUUUUUUUAAAAAAAAUUAGAUUGCAAUUCAGAUGGAAAUACUAUGUCUUGAUGCCAUAGUGCUCUUUUAAUGAUUCUUGUUACGCCUAGUUUCCUGCCUGGCCUUAUAUUUAAAUUCCUAUGCAACUGAUAUCUUUUAACAUCUUGGUUUUUAAAAAAAGAAAGAAAAGAAAAGAUGCUAAAUCAAAGUGACCCUGGUUUUUUUUAAGUCCUUCUUCCAGGUACAGAAUUCAUAUUGAGUACUUUGAUUUAUUGAUUCAGUAUCUCUACUCCAAAUAGAAGCUUCCCCUAAAUUAAAAACGAUUUUAGUAGGAAGGGAAAAAAUGUAGUUUUCUUUAAAGUACACCUUAAUAAAUGCAUUAAUCAUGUAACAAUGGCAAAAUCUACUAAUUCAUUCUUACAUGGUUACAUUAAAGUAAACUUGCUUAUUCUCCAUACUUCCUAAAUAUUGAAUGAAUUUAGAAAUGCUGGCCUUAAUAUUGCACCUAAUUUACCAUUUCCCCACUCCUUCCCAUCUCAACAGUAUGUAAAUUGUCUUUAUUCCUAACAAGGUUUCUUUUUAAAUUAGAAAUAUUUUGAUGUUUUGAAUGUUUUUUUUUUAAAAAAAACUAAACACUUUGCAUUUUGAGAAGAAUUUUAAAUAAAUUCAAGUUGUUCUGUU